Xyrauchen texanus (razorback sucker) is the source of this 1093-nucleotide messenger RNA. RefSeq names its product stomatin-like. The transcript is spliced from 7 exons. NCBI's taxonomy places the organism in Eukaryota, Metazoa, Chordata, Actinopteri, Cypriniformes, Catostomidae. Gene Ontology annotation, cellular component: plasma membrane. Bases 76 to 918 code for a protein of 280 amino acids. The record is from RefSeq and is a predicted model, not a curated record.
GUACAAAUAGAUCUCUCCCUCACAGUGACUCACAAACCAGUGCUGUUCUGCAAGUCCUGUGUAGCACCACACCACAUGGAGAUGGAAGCUGACACGGAGCGAGGUGCCCAGUGCAAGCAAGACCUAAUCGGUGACAGUAAGAAGGGUCUGGGCUGCUGUGGGUGGUUCAUUGUGAUCAUCUCAGCGUUUUUCUGUAUAUUGAUCUUUCCGAUCAGCAUUUUCAUAUGCAUCAAGAUUGUGAAAGAAUAUGAACGUGCAGUUAUAUUUAGACUGGGGCUGAUAACAGCCAGAAAACCCAAAGGACCAGGAAUCUUCUUCAUCAUCCCUUGCACAGACUCCUUCAUCAAGGUUGAUCUGAGAACCAUCUCAUUUGACAUCCCUCCUCAAGAGAUCUUGACAAAAGACUCAGUGACUGUUUCUGUGGAUGGCGUGGUGUACUUCCGUGUAAAUGACCCCAUUGCCUCUGUGGCAAAUGUGACCAAUGCUGAUUAUUCCACUCGUCUAUUGGCCCAGACCACCCUGAGGAAUGUGCUGGGCACCAAAAACCUGUCUGAGGUCCUGUCUGACCGAGAGAGCAUCUCCCAUAGCAUGCAGGUGACUCUGGAUGAAGCUACAGACUCAUGGGGUAUUAAGGUGGAGCGGGUGGAAAUGAAAGAUGUCAAAUUGCCUCUACAGCUGCAGAGAGCAAUGGCAGCCGAGGCGGAGGCAACCCGGGAGGCUAGAGCGAAGGUCAUCGCAGCAGAGGGAGAGAUGAAUGCAUCCAGGGCUCUUAAGGAAGCAUCUCUGGUGAUCGCAGAGUCUCCAUCCGGUCUUCAGCUGAGAUACCUCCAAACCCUCAGCACCAUUGCAGCUGAGAAGAACUCCACCAUUAUCUUCCCACUGCCCAUGGACAUGAUAAGCCAGUUCAUGAAGAAAUGACUGCAGAAACAUUUUUGUGUAUUUACAAAGUAUACAAAUGUAUGCAAGAGCAGUUUAACAAUUUCUUUAGAAAUUGUAAAUUAUUUCCUUAUGUGCCAUGUUUUACACAUAUUUUAGUUUUUAAGUGUUGAAGGAAUAUUGUAAUUUAUGUAGAACAUGAAAGAGUUGAGGUUUA